UUAAGGCCCCCCCUAUGACAAUCGAAGCAGCCCUGACAAGAAAAACGAGAUAGUGUGCGGUUGAUCGGUCAUGCAAUCUGUCAAAUUUUCAAAAAAUACAGUUUGUUUACAUUUUGAACCGAACGAUAGCUCUCACGAUGUACAACGGCGAAUGAUUAAAAAAAGGCUACUUCGGUGAUGAAAAUGUUGUGUGUAAUGUGUACAAUAAACAGCCUAAAAAUUAUAAAUGGUGGUAGAAUCGACUUCGCACGCCUGAAAGCCGUUUAGGCUGUUGUGCAACCGUGUUGAGCCGGCGAUAGUUAGAAAGAGGGAAGAAAGAAUGCCCGCAAUCAAACUAAACGAUGUUUGAUCAUGGAAAACAAGUUAAAAAGCAUACAAAGCUCGCUCGCUGUUGGACGCUUGGACAAUUACUUUUACAAUCAUUCGGUGAUCAGUUUGCGAAACGUCUUGCCGCACGCCUGGUACAGGCCCUUCUUGUCCGCGUCGGUAUCGAUCGUGGACUGAUCGUUCGGCAGCGUCAGCAUCAUCACCUUCAUCUGCGGGUAGUUGUGGUACGGCACAGUUCCGGUCGCCAUCUCGAUCGCGGUAAUGCCGAACGACUAGAAGCCGUAUCCGUGGUCCCGCUCCAUCUCCUCCGGCGCCAUCCAGCACGACGUGCCGAUAAACGUGUGGUACACCUUCUGCCGCGACAUGUCUCCAUCGGUGGCGAGCCACGCGCUCAUCCGCUAUAUUUAGGAGCCGUCGUCGCCGGGCAGUAUGAUGGCCACCUUGAUGUCCACGUAAUGAGCAAUGCGAAAUGUGCACUCAAUUGGCAAGCGCACAGCAAGAUCCAGCAAACGUUACCGACAGUCUUUGUCGCCGUGAAAAUGCUUCUAAUGCACGGCUAA
Anopheles merus is the source of this 887-nucleotide messenger RNA. RefSeq lists its product as uncharacterized. The record is from RefSeq and is a predicted model, not a curated record. NCBI's taxonomy places the organism in Eukaryota, Metazoa, Arthropoda, Insecta, Diptera, Culicidae. The transcript is spliced from 4 exons. Bases 342 to 887 code for a protein of 181 amino acids.